AUGCUCUGGCUACUAUUUGAGCUUCGGAUGGAAUUUCAACCAGUUGCAAUUCGACUUGAAUGGCCAACACCAAAAAUAUCAGGAAUUUCAUGUUUGUUUCAACGAUUUUUCUUGCAUUUUUAUACCAUUUGAAAACCAAUAAAAUUAAUUUUUAAUUUAUGAGAAAUGCUAUGCAAAAAUCGAUAAAAACGAGGGGAAAUCUACAUUUUCAAAUUAUAUUUCUGUUUUGUGAAUUCAUAGGAUUUGGAUUGCUCAGGUUAAGGUUUUUGUGACAUUUCCUAUGGUUCUAAACAUAAAAAAAGCUUUAAAAGAAAUCGAAAAAAAGAAGAAAAUGAGAAAAAACAACGACACUCCGCCAUGUUGCAGGCGUCCCCGCAGUUUAGCAGGAAUUUAUUUUUUUUUCUAUUUUUUCACCUAAAAAUGGUUUUGAAAGCAUUUAUUCACUUGAUCGUCACAAAUAGUGAAUCCCAAGAUGAUCGAGAUUAGAAGAACAAUGAGAAGUUUCAUAGUUGAUGAUAUUUUGAGGAAGUUGGGCUUAUGCUUAUAUACAGGAAAUUUGAUUGAUUUGAUUAUUCGAUUUUGUGUGGGAAGACGAUUUUAAAUUGACACAGAUCCUUCCUUCUCAUGUGUGGGAUGACAAAAUUCAAUUCCUCUUCCCACACAAAAUCAAAUCAAUCAAGUUUCCUGUAUAUAAGCAUAAGCCCAACUCCCUCAAAAUAUCAUCAACCAUGAAAAUUCUCAGUGUUCUUCUCAUCUCAAUCAUCAUCCGAUUCACGACAUGCGAAUAUCAAUGCGAAAAAAUCGGGAAAAAGUUCGAAUCUGACAUGCGAACAUUGCUUGUUGCCAAAGAUUUUGUUGAAUAAAAAACAAUUUAUGGAAAAAUUGAGGAAGGGUGAGAUCAAGAUGUUCGAAUUGCCAGAAGAUGAAAAUAAAAUGAUGAAAUGCGAUAUGAGACUUUUAGCUUACCGCGACGUGGAUGGAAAACUGAGAUACAGAUAUAAUUUAUCAGAAAAUCAAAAGGUGAAAGCUGGUUCUCAAAUGGAUUCUCUUGAACAAUCUGUACUCAAUUAA
This is a messenger RNA of Caenorhabditis angaria, 1071 nucleotides long. NCBI's taxonomy places the organism in Eukaryota, Metazoa, Nematoda, Chromadorea, Rhabditida, Rhabditidae. The record is from the annotation of a GenBank genome assembly.